CCUCUUUCUUCUUUCUUCAACAAAAUCACACAAAUUCCUUAUUCCCAUUCAUUUCUUGAAUCACAAAUCGCAAAAAUGGAUCAACUUUUUGAUUCAGAAGAAUCCAGCAGUGGUUGUGAAUCUGGUUGGACCCUUUACUUACAACACUCCAUCCCCCAUGAUGUUUUCUCAUGGAAACAAGCAUCUCAUGGUGCACAAGAACACGAUCAAGAACAUGAAGAUGAAAAUGAUGAUGAAGAAGAUGAUGAUAUGUCGAUGGUUUCGGAUGCUUCUUCAGGUCCACCACAUUUUCAACCACAUCAAGAACACGAAGAAGAAGAAGAAGAAUACUUCAACAACGACGACAACCAUGUUUUCAGCGAUCCUCCAUUGACGUUGGUUGCUAGUAAAAGACGAAAGCUUUUUAAGCAAACAAGUUUCCAUAGCCAUAGACAUCUGCAAGAUUUGCCUGCAGCUUCUCUAGAUGACACUGCUAGUUCUCCCUUUUUCAGCUUUUCCAAUAAGGAUCUACAAGUGUGCAACAAACAAUCUACAAAAGAGGAUGAUAACAGUUUUUGUUAUUCACUCGGCCAUUCCACAACCUAUUUUGAGAUGGUCUGAAGUAAAGUUCGUCUCAAGCAAACACUAGAAGGAAUGAAAAGGCUAGUCACACCAAAUGGAAUUUAGAUUAUAAGAUUAGGGAUACUUUUUUGUAUUUUUUUUUUCUUUUAUUAGUGAUGAGUAGUGCUUACAAUGGGUGGU
This is a messenger RNA of Lactuca virosa, 741 nucleotides long. The record is from the annotation of a GenBank genome assembly. Lineage: Eukaryota; Viridiplantae; Streptophyta; Magnoliopsida; Asterales; Asteraceae.